Molecule: messenger RNA, 1616 nt
Organism: Carica papaya (papaya)
Lineage: Eukaryota; Viridiplantae; Streptophyta; Magnoliopsida; Brassicales; Caricaceae
Product: 7-deoxyloganetin glucosyltransferase-like
Molecular function (GO): quercetin 3-O-glucosyltransferase activity; quercetin 7-O-glucosyltransferase activity
Source: RefSeq, a predicted model, not a curated record
AAAUCUGGACUUCUCGUCUCUUGCCAUCCUCCCUGUAGAUAAGAAGUCAGAUCCGAGAAAGCUUCAAUGGAAGAAAGUAAGAAGCCUCAUGCCGUGGUCAUUCCAUGUCCAUUUCAAGGCCAUAUAAAGCCAUUGCUCCAACUUGCAAAGCUUCUUCACCAUAAAGGCUUUCAUAUUACUUUUGUGAACACAGAGUUCAACCACAAGCGCUUUCUCAAGUCGAGAGGUCCCGAUUCUCUGGAUGGCUUGCCUGACUUCCAGUUUGAAACCAUUCCCGACGGCCUCCCUCCUUCAAAUCCUGAUGCCUCCCAAGACGUUGUUGCUGUAUUUAAGUCUGCUUCGACCAACUUUUUGGCUCCGUUCGGGGACCUCCUUGCCAAACUGAACCAUUCUUCAUCUAAUAAUAAUAUCCCUCUCGUUACUAGCAUUGUUUCAGAUACUACCAUGCUAUUUGCGGUCGAAGCUGCCCGUGAACUCGGGAUCCCCGUCGUUAGUUUCUUCCCAAGUUCUGCGAGUGUUUUCGUAGCUGUGAAACACUUUAGGGCUCUUAAGGAGAAGGGCUACACGCCUCUCAAAGAUGAGAGCUAUUUAACGAAUGGGUGGCUGGACACCGUUAUCGACUUCAUUCCUGGAUUGAAGGAUAUACGUUUGAAGGACUUGCCGUCAUUUGUUCGAACUUCAGAUCCCAAUGAUUUCAUGUUCAACGCCCUUAUGGAAGCAGUAGAAAGAGCUUCUGAAUCAUCCGCCAUCCUUAUUCAUACAUUCGACAGAUUAGAGAGGGAAGCUUUGGAUGCAGUCUCAUCCAUGUUUCCUUGCUUUUAUGCGAUUGGCCCUCUCCAAUUACUUCUCAAUCAUACCCCUGAAUCUUCUCUCGACUCUGUGGGAUACAACCUAUGGGAAGAAGAAACUGAAUGCCUUGAGUGGCUAGAAUCCAGAGAACCCAACUCAGUGGUUUAUGUGAAUUUCGGGAGUGUGGCAGUACUGAGCAACCAGCAGCUAAUUGAAUUUGGGAUGGGACUUGUUAACAGCAAGCACCCAUUUCUGUGGAUAAUAAGGCCUGAUUUGGUGAUUGGAGAAAACGCAGUUUUUCCAUCAGAGUUUGUGGCUGCAACCAAAGAAAGAGGUUUGAUUGCAAGUUGGUGCCCACAAGAAAAAGUGCUCAACCAUCCAUCAAUUGGAGGAUUUCUAACCCAUUGCGGGUGGAACUCCACACUCGAAAGCUUAAGUGCAGGAGUUCCCAUGCUUUGUUGGCCAUUCUUUGCAGAUCAACAAACAAAUUGUUGGAGCAUCUGCAAACAGUUUGAGGUUGGUUUAGAGAUCCCAAAUGAUGUGGACAGAAAUGAAGUAGAGAAGCUGUUGAGGGAACUGAUGGAGGAAGAGAAGGGAAAGAUGAUGAAGAAGAAAGCCAUGCACUGGAAAAGAUUGGCAGAGGAGGCUAGUGCUCCUAAUGGGUCAUCAGCCAUGAAUCUGGAUGACCUGGUAAGCAAAGUGCUUCUAUCAUAAGAUCUAUAAACAAACAAAUGUUCUUCCGUUUCUGAAUCGGAAUCUAGAGUUUGAAUCUUGCUACCGUCCUAUUUCUGUUAAUUAAAUUUUAACGAAAAAACUUUCAUCCGAGA